Molecule: messenger RNA, 869 nt
Organism: Cladocopium goreaui
Lineage: Eukaryota; Dinophyceae; Suessiales; Symbiodiniaceae
Source: the annotation of a GenBank genome assembly
UCAAGCCUGCAAAACACAGCAGCUUUGGGUAGAUGUUUAGGAUAGGGAGAGCUGCCGUAGCUGGCAGUUGCUUGGUGGCCUUUGCUUCAGCACGAGCAUUCCUUUCAGGUGACGUACUGCAAGAGGUCGAAACUCAGGAGGAAACACAGCCACGUCGUGAGGAACAGGACUUGGCAGAUACUGAUGCAGAUCGCCUUCUUGCGAAGAUCGCCGGAAAGUGGGAGGUGUACUACGACGGCCAGCGCAAUGUGCAGUUUCUGCCGGUGGAAAUCUCCUGUGAUGGCAGAUAUAAGAUUUGGAAUGGGAAGAUCAUGCAGAUUGACAUGGGUGAGAAGAUGAAGGAAAAAUGCACGAAAGGCACAACCAAAGGGCAAUUUUACUUGCCCAACUGGAAUGAGGACCCUAACAAGUGGGAGUGUGGAUGGUAUGACGAAAAGACGGACCAGAUCCACAACUACCAUUACAGUGUAGGCAAAAAUAAUGCUGGACAAGGUCACCAACCAGGAGAUUCCUAUUGGGGAUGGAUUCAACAGUCGAAGAGAAUAAAGAAAGAGAAUUGCCCCACGCUGGAAGACAAGAGGCAUGCCCCAGCCUUGGGGAAUGCGACCACCUUGUUGGACUGUCGUUCCAUGACUCUGGCUGCAACUUGCCCUAGCACUUCGGACAAGAAGGAGUGCCAUGAGAGCACGGUGGAGUACGACGGCGUGAGAUACGUCUGUUACUUCACGGAGACCAGCUACGGAAGCAUCUCUGCGGCUCUGAAGCAGAAUCGUUGCAACUGGGAUCCGAUGGCAGAUGGGAAUUCAUGGGAGGACAGAACUGGAAAUGGGAUACAUCCAACCUACCGUGAAAAGGCCCGAAACAGUUAA